AAAAAUGGCUUUUAAGUUGUUUGUAGUUCUCGUGGCUGUGGGUAUUCCCAUGAUGGUUCAAGGUUAUUCUUCAGGUGCUCCAGCUGAAGAGUGUUCGACAAUGACACCGCGUCAUGGUGUCGAACCACAGACUGGCCCUUCACCAUAUGAUAUUAUUCUGGAUAAGAAUAACAUCAGAGCUGGCGAAACUGUCGGCAUCACAAUUCGUGGACGUAGUAACGAUGACACAUUUAAAGGACUUUUAGUGCAAGCACGCGUUGGCGACACUCCGAUCGGAAGUUUUGAUGUUUCACCCAGUCGUCAAUACAUUCAAACCUUGAGUUGCGGUAACGGUCGUAAUAAUGCUGUAACACACAAAAAGAUUGAUCAAGGUGUACAUGAAGUGAAGCUUUAUUGGAUAGCACCAAGUAAAUUGGCUGAGCGUGUAAACUUCUAUUUCACUGUCGCUAAGAAUGGCGGAGUCUUCUGGGUCGCUCAGAAAUCAGAAACUUUAAAUGUCAAGUAAAUUCUAAGAAUUUCAAAUCUUGUUUUUGUUUAUGUCUAUAAUUUUAUUUCAUUUCGCUUUGAGACAAAUCAUGAAUGAACACUUGAUUUUUUAUCAGUUUUCUUGUUACUCUAAACAUU
This is a messenger RNA of Clunio marinus, 624 nucleotides long. NCBI's taxonomy places the organism in Eukaryota, Metazoa, Arthropoda, Insecta, Diptera, Chironomidae. The record is from the annotation of a GenBank genome assembly.